UCUCGGCUAAUAAUAGCCGAGAUUCUCGGUCAUGACCGAGAUUGUAACUUUGUUCGGAUAGGCAACCAAUUAGGCAUACAAAUUUUAAUUUUACCGCGCACUUGUCGAUUGGUGUAAACACUGUAAACUGUAAGUGCAUGAGAGAGCUUCGCUCCGUUCAUGCAGUAUUUGUAAUUGUUUAUGUUUACAAUAGUAAUGGAUGGAAGUUUCUUUAAACGCUGUAAUGCUGUAAAUUAAAAUAAGUUCUUUUAAGUGUUGUGUUGCUACUUGCUGUGAUUACUUGUAAAUUGAUUUAAUACACUGCUUUGGUGAAAGCAAGAUCAUUACUUUACUUAUAGUUUUGAGGUGCAAUAUAAAGCGAGUAAGUUAUGUUUAUUUAAUGUUAAUGUUUACUAAGAACUCUAAGAAGGAAUAAUAUUGUGUUGUUGCAGAUGAAAACUAAAUAUGCCUAAAGUAAAUCCUAUUUGGGAAUAUUAUGAAACAAAUAUUGUAUUACAUCCAUCGAAGGCUAUUUGUAAGUCGUGUAGUAAAACGGUGUCAUUAGGCAGUCCUCAGCCCAAACAUCAGACUAUCAAAGGUUUGAAACUGCACCUGUCGAAAUAUCAUUCAAAGGAAUAUAAAGACUAUGAGAAUAAACUGGGUGAAAUUGCUCACGAAAAUAGUUUGGAAGCGGCUAUUUCAAAGCCAGUGCGCCUUAAUGAUCAUAAUGAUAAUAAGCAUCAAACUACUAUAGAACAAUUAAUAUUUCAUCCGCCUUCAGCAAAAUGGCCGGAUGAUCAUCAGAUUGUCAAACGAAUUGAUAAAGCAAUUAUGGAUUACAUAAUUGUGGACAUGCAACCUUAUACUACAGUAUCAGGUGAAGGAUUUAAACGUUUGAAUUUCGCUGAUCCAUCUGGGCCAAAACGUUACAAAUUGAAGUCCGAAAACUACUUUCGCAGCCAGUUAAUGCCGGAAACAUAUGAAAAGGUUCAAGCCAAAGUGGUAACUCUGUUAAUGGAAGCUGAUUGGAUAAGUUUUACUACUGAUAUAUGGUCAAAUCUUACAAAAACUUGUUCUUUGCUGAGUUUUACUGCCCAUUUCGUUCGGAAAGAACAGCGCCUUAAAGUGGUGCUGGCUGCGAUUGUCCUGGAAGACGACCACACUGGCGAUUAUAUAGCAGAAAAACUCAAAGAAAUUGUCGAAACUUACAACAUCGCAAGAAAAGUUCACUUGGCUGUACGAGACAACGCUCGCAACAUGGUCCGCGCCACUCGAGUAGGUGAAUUCACAUCGUUGGGUUGUGUUGCUCAUACUCUGCAGUUGACGAUUCAUGAUGCCAUUUUUUCGGUCGCAGAAGUUGAAACGCUGAUAAAAAAAUGUCAUAAAGUAGUCGGCCAUUUUCACAGGAGUGAACAAGCUCGAAGACAUUUAAGUACCUUUCAAAAAACUUUAAAUUUACCGGAGCAUGCGCUUUUUCAAGAUGUCGAAACUCGGUGGAAUAGUACCUACUUAAUGAUGGAACGACUGCUUGAGCAAAAAAAUGCUUUGAACCUAUACCGUAUUGAAAAAGGAGGCAUACUAGAAAUUAACAGUGGUGAAUGGAAUUUGAUUGAAGAUAUAGUGAACGUUUUGCAAUGCUUUUACCAAGCCACGUUGGAGAUCUCUUCCGACUUGUCGUGUGUUUCAGUAGUAAUACCGUUGUUGGCAAUGUUAAAUGGAAAAUUGACGCCAAUACAAAAUAUUCAGUCCUUUAAUGAUCAGGAAGAUGAUAAUGAAAAUGAAAAUCACGCAGAGACGAUGAAGAGCAAGCUACUGGAUGCUCUUAAUCAACGGUUUUCAUUUGUUAAAAGUUGUUUGCCACUAAUUACUGCAACACUGAUUGAUCCACGGUUUAAAACCAAAUAUCUAAGUGAAAGCGAAGUUAACUCAGCCAAGCUUUAUAUUAUCGAGACUAUCAAUGGAAAUGUAGGAUCAGAUUCUCGUGAGACGAUAUUGGCAUCUUCAACUAACUCGUCAAACAUGGCUGCAACAAAUCAAUCAAACUUAUGGGCAGCGCAUGAUUCUAUAGAGUUGGAAGACGAGUCAAUGACCAAUAACGAAUACAAUUCAAGCUCUGUGAUCGAAAUAGCGCUAGAAAGCUUUCUUAGAGAGCCAAGACUGCAAAGAAAUGCUAACAUUUUUGAGUAUUGGUUUUCGUCACCUUAUAAGAUGCUUAGGCAGCAAAUAAGUUUUUAUCUGAGCCGCCUACUAGCGUAG
This is a messenger RNA of Onthophagus taurus, 2235 nucleotides long. Its product is annotated as zinc finger BED domain-containing protein 4-like. The record is from RefSeq and is a predicted model, not a curated record. Gene Ontology annotation, molecular function: DNA binding. Lineage: Eukaryota; Metazoa; Arthropoda; Insecta; Coleoptera; Scarabaeidae.